AUGACUACUGAUGUUAUUGACGAGCAUCGUUUUUCAAGUCAAUGUUCUCUCUAUGAGCCUAAUAAUCAUCGAUUGUCGAAAGAAACAAAACAUUAUGCAACAGCGGCAUCAACAAAAACAUUAUUCGAAGCAUCAUCAACGCCUAGAAUCAAUCAUGUAACUCGUUUAAAACAAUCUAUUUCACCAAAUAUAACGGCAAACCCUACAAAUGUUAACAAUAUUCAGAAUCGUCAUUCAGCAUCUAAUGAUUUACUCUCAUUGAUUCGAUCAGUCGCCAUGAAACCUUUUAAAACAUCAUCUACAGUAAAUACCGUAACCGAAGGACAAACAACAAUUAACGCUGUAGGUGGUAAUCAUGUACAUGAUAAACCACCGGUCAGUCUUUUAAAAUAUCGUCCAUUAAGUGACAGUGUGAGCGAUCGUACAUCUUAUUCACAAUCAAACCGUGAAACUGGAAAUUUUCUUAAACGCAUGGGAUGGCCAGUGAAUUCGACAACGGAUGAAGCACGUGUUAAAUGGAAACUAGCAAUGAAAUUUUUAAUUCCAAUGAAAUUUGACGUUGAUCGAGCUAUUAAUUUGUAUAGAGCUCACGAAACGAUACGUAAAACUGAAAAUCUCGAUCGUAUUUGGAUUAAUAAUCCAAAUCUUAUUCGUGAAAUUCAAUCAAACAAAUUUUUCUCGUUGCGGCAAUUACCAAAUCAACCAUUGAAUGUUUAUUUUACAGCAGCACAAGUUAGUAAUGGUUCAUCAACAAAUUCGCUUUCACAACAAGAACGAGAAUUAAUUUCCUUACAAGCAUUAAUUUGUCAACUUGAUGUUGCUACUGAAAGCGUGGAAAUUCAAAAUAGUGGUUUAAAUUUUAUCUACGAUAUGCAAAGUUGUUCAGCAUCUCAGUUUGAUAUGAAUCUAAGUAAAAAGAUUCUAAGAUUAGUUCAAGGUAAUUAUCCAGCAAUGGUAAAAACUAUCUUUAUCGUUUCAGCACCAAAAUGGUUCAAAAUAGCCUAUAAGGUAACAAUGCAUUCAGCAGAUCAAAUGCGUGACGUACUUAUAACACAUUAUGGUUAUUCAUUAAAUGAUCUUCCAACAUCAUUAGGUGGUUCAUUCGAUGCAAUAAUUGAUGGUGAUAAUCGUUAUCAAACGUGUUUAUCAACAAUAAUGGAUUCUCAAUCAAUAUGUCAUUCAUAUUAUUCUUUGGAUUAUCAACCUGUCACAGCAAAGCCUACGAGUAAUAUUCUAUUUUUUAAUACUGAUCAUUAUCAUCAUAAUCAAAAUCAAGACGCAACGUCUUCACAAACACCAACAGCAUCUGUAGUAUCCUCACCCUCAAAAUCAUUGGUUGCUAUUGUUCAGUUAAGACGAAAUCAUGAUUUAUCAGCGUCAUCAUCACAAAUUCGUGGAAGAAAACGUGAAUCAUCAUCAUCGACUGAUAGUGAAAAACGACGUCGAUCAAAUGAAAGUCUUAUUGAAGAAGAGCCACCGAAGAUGCGAUCAUUAAUUUAUAUUCCACAAGAAAUUUCAUCCAAGUAG
Messenger RNA from Rotaria socialis, 1527 nucleotides. NCBI's taxonomy places the organism in Eukaryota, Metazoa, Rotifera, Eurotatoria, Philodinida, Philodinidae. The record is from the annotation of a GenBank genome assembly.